UAAUACUAGGCCCAUUUCAAUCCAUUGAAUCUUAAUUGAUGUCGACGGAGAUCGGAAUUUGAGUCUAGAAAGAUCUGAGCAUACACAUCACAAAAAAUCUGACAUCUAGGAGCAGUUGUGGGUAAGAAAAUGGCGGCUGAAGGAGAAGGUGAAGAGUUUGUAAAUAGAAUCAGUCGGCUAAAGAGUGGGAAGAGCCCUAGAAGAACUUAAUAUUUACAUCCACCUCAGUAACCUCGAUCAGAAGCUAUGCAUUGCUGCUAGCUUUUUGAGAUAAAUAAGGAUUGUUCGAAGUCCGAUGAAUCGUAUGUGAAUCUUUACCUUCUUAAAAUUGAAGGCUGUGGUGAGGGCUACUUAAUUUUAACAGCGCUAAACCCUAAAUUGAACGACAUCAUUUGCAGAGAGAGCAGCCCUAUAUUGCAAUCAUCAAAUUCGAUUCGUUUUGUUUCGAGUUUGUGAAAAAUUCAAGGAAAGAUGAUUGUUAAGAGCCUCACACCUUCCCUGUCACGAAGGUUAAGGUACACUCCUAAAAUAUUUUCUGUAUCUGAUAAUGCGAAUUCAUUAGUGUUCAGUUCAUUUUUCUCUUCUGAUAACUCUCCUCCCAAGGACGACGUUGAAAUUGUUUUUGGGAUAAUCACUGGCUCUUCCUCUUCUAAAAACCUCCAACUGUCGUUGAAAUCAAGUGGGGUUCUUUUUUCUAAUGAUUUGAUUGAUAAAGUGUUAAAGAGAGUCAGGUUUAGCCACGGGAAUCCUCUACAAGCUCUUGAAUUCUAUAAAUAUGUUUCCAAUAGAAGAGGGUUUUAUCACACUUCCUUUUCUUUAGAUACAAUGCUUUAUGUAUUAGGCAGAGGCCGUAGGUUUGAUCUAAUAUGGGACCUUCUGGCUGACACCAAGAGAAAAGAUCAAUCUUUAGUAUCUACACGAACUAUGCAAGUGGUUUUAGCUAGAGUUGCUAAAGUUUGUUCAGUUAGGCAGACUGUAGAGUCUUUUAGAAAAUUCAAAAAACUGGUUCCAGUAUUCGAUACUACUUGUUUUAAUGCUUUGUUGAGGACUUUGUGUCAGGAGAAGAGUAUGACAGAUGCUAGAAAUGUGUAUCAUAGUUUAAAGCAUGAUUUUAGUCCUAAUUUGCAGACUUUCAAUAUACUUUUGUCUGGGUGGAAAUCGGUGGAGGAGGCCGAGGGUUUCUUUGAGGAGAUGAUUGAAAUGGGAGUAAAACCUGAUAUCGUUUCGUAUAAUUGUUUGAUUGAUGUGUACUGUAAAGGUAGACAAGUAGAGAAGGCAUAUAAGGUGUUUGAAAAAAUGAGAGGCGAGGAUAUAUCGCCUGACGUUAUCUCAUAUACAAGUUUGAUUGGGGGUUUGGGGUUAAUUGGUCAACCUGAUAAAGCUAGAGAUGUUUUGAAAGAAAUGAAGGAGUAUGGAUGUUACCCGGACACUGCAGCUUACAAUGCUGCCAUAAGGAAUUAUUGUAUUGCGAAGAGGCUUGGUAAUGCAUUUGAGUUGAUGGAUGAGAUGGUGGGGAAGGGAUUAGACCCAAAUGCCACUACUUACAAUCUCUUCUUUAGGGUUUUUUACUGGUCAAAUAAUUUGACAAGUGCAUGGAAUUUAUAUCAGAGAAUGAUGGAUAGUGGGUGCCUCCCAAAUACACAGUCUUGUAUGUUUCUCAUUAGGUUAUUUAGGAGGCAGGAAAGGGUGAAGAUGGCAUUGCAGUUGUGGAAUGACAUGGUGGACAAGGGUUUUGGGUCUUAUAUUUUGGUAUCUGAUGUAUUGUUUGAUUUGCUUUGUGAUAUGGGAAAGUUGGUGGAAGCAGAGAAGUGUUUCUUGGAGAUGAUAGACAAAGGGCAAAAGCCAAGCAACAUUUCUUUUCGGAGGAUCAAGGUUCUUAUGGAAUUGGCAAACAAGAAAGAAGCCCUUCAAAACUUGGAGCAGAAAAUGGCCAUUUUUGGGCCUCACGUCCAAGUUCAUGAAAGUGAAGGGAGCCCGACAGAGAUGUCAAAUUAGAAUCUCGGCCUAGUUGCUCCGUUGGUUUUGAAGAACUGACUGAUCGUACUGAGACGCCAAAAGUAUCUUGGAAAAUUUCAAACAUUUCAUUAAGAUUUGCCACCAUUUUUUGGCUUUUUCCAUAUAGAUUUUCUUCUUUGCCACAUCUUAGUUUUCCUUUUUUUUUUUCGUCAUUGUUGUCUGUGUCACUAAAAAACAUCAUCACAAGUCUUUCUUCUUAUUGUUAUUGGGCAUAAGAAUAGCAAGUGCGAUACAGUAAUAAGGUUAUAUGCUAAUCUUGCUAUUUGUUCA
This is a messenger RNA of Mangifera indica (mango), 2286 nucleotides long. RefSeq names its product putative pentatricopeptide repeat-containing protein At1g02420. Lineage: Eukaryota; Viridiplantae; Streptophyta; Magnoliopsida; Sapindales; Anacardiaceae. The record is from RefSeq and is a predicted model, not a curated record. Gene Ontology annotation, molecular function: protein binding. The transcript is spliced from 2 exons. Bases 472 to 1995 code for a protein of 507 amino acids.